This is a messenger RNA of Histoplasma capsulatum G186AR, 4122 nucleotides long. Its product is annotated as sterility protein Ste20. Gene Ontology annotation, cellular component: TORC2 complex. Lineage: Eukaryota; Fungi; Ascomycota; Eurotiomycetes; Onygenales; Ajellomycetaceae. The coding region runs from base 1 to 4122 and encodes 1373 amino acids. Gene Ontology annotation, biological process: TORC2 signaling. The transcript is spliced from 4 exons. The record is from RefSeq and is a predicted model, not a curated record.
AUGGCGUCGAAUUAUGAUCCUGCUUCCUCGGCGACGCCAACCCAGCGCCGUGUGCUGAACGACGGCAACCCAUUCUCAAGCCAGGAAGAUGCCUCCACCGAUGGAAGCUGGCACGACGCCGCUUCCAAAUCCUCGGGAAAUCGUAUCGGAAGCAAUCCUGCCCCGACCGCCACCAGCAGCAACAGCAGCAGCUGCAGCAGUAGCAACAACAAUAACAGCAAUAAUAUCAACAAUACCAACAAUUUUGGGCCGUGGAGCGCUUCUUUCGCCCCCUCUGGACCUCCGCCAGGUAGUUUUAGCUCGGAUUUAAAAAGUAUCAGCUCGACGCGCGGUCCCACCACGUCUACACCACGCCCUGAACCUCCAUUCCCUUCCCGUAUAAUUGCCAUCGAUGGAGUUGACGUUCUUGCUCGUGCGGAGCAGCGCCAGGCUGUGCUUCGCGGCAAGAUUGCCAAGGAGUUGAAGAUCAAAAGCGGAACGGAAAAUAUGCUGGAGGCCCUGUUGGUCAAAAAUCUUAAACAGACGAAAGAGCAACGCUUGAGGGUUGAGUCGGAGCUUAGUUCGUCCAAUAUGAAACUCGCACAACUGCGACAUGAGCUUGAGGAGGAAAUAUUACGGGCCCAAGCCCAAACUUCGCCUACCGCUGGCCGGUUAUCUACCUUGUUCCGUGGAACUCCCCUGCGAUCUCCUUCUCGUGCGUCACAGGGUGGGGACGCGGGGAUGGGGAGUGGGGAUGCGGAGACGGAGUCGCCAACUUAUGUCCUAGCUGAGACUUUGCAGGAGCUGGAGACCACAGACAUGCCGUCGGAUUACUAUGUGGAACGGGCGAAUAACCUUGUGGACCUCUUCAAGCGUCAUCCAACGUUAAAAUAUGACUUGGCUUGGCAGGUCUUUGGCUUGCGUGUUCAGACAAUGCUGCUGAGCGAUAGCAGGGACGUCGUCGCUGCUGGCUACCGAUUGACACGACAUGCUAUUGCCGAUCGACGUUCUAUUCAAAUCAUCAGAUCAUUCCAUACGGACGAGAUGGUGAUGAUGUCGCUUGUGAAGGAAACUAAAGCGACCAUAGAACGCGAGCAGGCGCUGAAAUUCGUCAGGGCUUUUCUUGAUGUUAAAGAUGGAGUUCGAGAACUGUCUCGUGGGGUUGUCCGGACGCUUGUCUCCAUUGCUGACCACCGCGAUGAUCGUCUGAGAAAUAUUUGCAUUAUGACUCUCGCGGAGAUCCUGGUCAAAGACCCAGGUCUCCUGUUUUUUGCCGGUGGAAUUGGCGUUUUGAACGAUGCCCUUGGAGAGGGAGUUUAUGGCGCUUCGGAGAGUCUGGCAGCAGGGUUUAUACACAUUCUAGACACCCCCCGCAACAGGAUAUAUCUCCGAGCAGGGUGUGAACUCGAAGGAGUCUUCGCCACUUUUACAGAUCCGUUGGGGGAUAGCAAUCACCAUGCAAGGCUGAAAUCUUCAGCCAAAACCAUUUCUUCCAUGCUCAAAACUUGGCCUGGCCUACUCACGCUCUUACGUAACAAAGCAAAACCCCUUCAGUCCUUGCUGAAUUCUCUGCAAUACCCUGAGCCCCUGGCAAGAGAUCUGAUCCUAGAACUUUUGUUCGACGCUCUCCGUAUCAAACCUCCGUCAUGGUCAUCGUCAUUCCUUGCCGGCCGGAGACUUACUACGUAUGGCAGGGUUACGAACCUUAGAUCGGAAUCUGAUACUAAACACUUACGUGCAUUCGACGAACAUGAAAAUAAUUCUUUUGACCUCACCACUCACUUCUCUGCCCUGGUCCUUGCUGUGCUGAUUGAGGCAGGACUGAUUACGGCUCUAUCGAACUUAAUCGAAGACGAGCCCGACCUGUCCCUGAAGAGGAAAGGCACAUUGCUGCUAACAGAAGUGCUGAAACUCGCCCAUCACUCUCUGCCGCAAUCUAUGAGCGCCAAACUUCAGGUUCUCCCUCAAUUGCUUCCGUGCUCUACCCCACGGGAUACUGAGACCUACCAUGUGUCGACAUCAACCGUUUAUCAAAUGGAAAGCAUUAACCGUACAUUGACCCGGUCAGAUGGGAUGCAAUCGUCACGCGGCAAAUAUACGGUGCACACAGAUAUAUCCGCUUCGUUGCUGACUACCGAACAGGGGAAAACCAAACUAAGCGCCAGCAUGGACGAGGGCCAAUUCCGCACGGCCGUUCUAGACACCCACGUCCUAAGUUCUGUGAAUUUCAUGAAAUGGAAAUGGGACUUGAUCCACAACAUUAUUGAGGGUCCACUGACGAACCCAAAACGCCUGGAUGAGGCUAUCCGAGGCUCGAAAUUCAUGAAGCGUCUGAUGGGAUUCUAUCGACCUUUCAAAUCCAGGUUUUCUAUGAUUAGAAAUACGAAACCGAACCAGCGCUAUGUCCGGACGGGGUGCGCGUUGAUGCGGACCCUUUUGCAGACCCCCGAAGGAACGAAAUACCUGGCGGAGAAUAAGUUACUGCGGCAGAUUGCUGAGUGUCUUGCGCAAGUUGACCGCAUGAGCGGCCUGACGUCGUCAUCGCCUGUGUUUUCUCGGAACAAUAUGAGCGAAACAUUGAGCGGGGGCUACUUUGCGUUACUGGGUGUAUUAAGCAGCGAGCCAGGCGGACUUCAGAUGAUGGAGAGGUGGCAUAUGCAUAACAUGUUCUACCAUAUAAUAGAACUCAAGGAUCGAAAUGAUCUUAUCCAAACAUUGCUAGGGAAUAUGGAUUUCUCCCUCGAGAGCCAUCUACGGAUCAUUCUUUCUAAGGCGUUAACAACAGGAUCAAAGGAUAUCCGCAUAUUCGCAACGAAAUUACUACGAAAAUACGUCGUGGGCAGCGUUUCAUUUCCCGCCCCGAUGGUAGACAUAGGAAAUGGGGAGUGGGUUGUUAAACUGCUUGUCACACAGCUAUACGAUCCGGAAGUUGCCGUAUGCCAAGUUGCUGUGAAAAUCCUCGAGGAAGCCUGCAACCAACGCAGCUGUCUCGAAUACGUGGUCAAAUGCCGGCCCUCGCUCGACCACCUAGGAGAAAUUGGCGCGCCGCUACUUCUCCGUUUCCUCUCAACCUCAGUCGGAUACCACUACCUCGACGGCCUGGAUUACAUCACCCAGGAAAUGGACGACUGGUUCCUCGGCCGCAACGAUGCCUACGUCGGCCUCGUCGAGGCAUCGCUGACGCGCGCCUACGUUGACCAGCCGCGGCGCAACAGCUUUGCCUUCGACGACAUCGUCGAGAUGCAAGACAUCGGCCUCGUACCGCCCCAUUUCUACAGGGAGCUGGCACGGACGCACGAGGGUUGCAAGUUGCUGGAGCAGUCAGGCCAUUUUAACGAGUUUGCGCAUACGAUCCGCGACUUCCGGCUAGACGAGGAGGAUCCGGAGGUGCUGCUGAAGGUUAAGGGAUGUCUGUGGGCGGUGGGCAAUGUGGGUUCGAUGGAUCUUAGCGCGCCGUUUCUAGAGGAGACGGAGAUUGUGGGGGCGAUUGGGAAGAUUGCUGAGAAUGCGGGGGUCAUGACGAUGAGGGGCACGGCAUUUUUUGUGCUGGGGCUGAUUUCUAGGAGUCUUCAUGGGAUGGAGAUGCUCUUGGAGGCUGGCUGGGAUGCGGCGGUGGACCAGAAGGGGCGAUCGCUCGGCUCGUGUAUCCCUGUCCAGUUGAGUAGGCUUUAUUCGGUUUCCUUCCCUGCCUAUGAACCUAAUAUCGACGAAGAACGUGCCGAGAAAGAAAGAUUUAAAGCCGCUGCUACGGAUUCCGAUCCUGUCUGCCAGAAGAUCCUGGAUCUGAUCAUUGACAUGGGUAAUACUGUUUUGUCGAAGAGGGCGGCGUCGGAUCUUAACACCCUCAGGACCAAAAAACCCGAAUACUUUCGCCAAAUCCCCCUCUUCCAGAAGACCCUCAUCCUUCUUGAAAGCCACCAUUUCCGCCUGCCUGCACGCCGCUUUGCUCUUGAUCUCUUUGAUAGGAGUGUCUUGCGACGCAUCGUACGUGGGGACUGGGAUGGGGACGGGGACGGGGCCAACGCCGACAUCGAUGCCUAUGCGGAUAUUGAUGUUGACAUCUCUAUCGAUGGAGAUGGCGACAUUGACGGCGUCCCCGCUUCGAAUCUGCAGCCUGAUGCCGAUACGUCGAUGGGGAACUGA